UUACCUGUGAAACAAAUGCGGUCGCGUUGAAAUAGUUGUUGGAUUUCAAUAAAUUAAUCAACUACGGGCGUGUAAAUUGUGGUUUCUUAUAAGAUUGCAACUCUAAUUCACAAGUUCAAGUAAUAAUAGCCUAUUGAUUUGUUCAUCUUCGAUUUUUUGUUCUACUAACUUGGGAAACAACAUUACUGACAAACGCCACAGCCAUUGAAUCAUACAUUGCCAAAGAUCUAACCACCAAUCUUUCAUACAAAUAAAAGUGAUCAUAUUUUAUAGAGAGGUAUUCUGAAGAAUUAUAAGUUGUUGUUGCUUGCAUAAUGGGGUACGAUUAUUAUGGAAUACUUGGACUCAACAAAAACUGCCAAGAUUUGGAUAUUAAAAAAGCUUACAGAACACUAGCAGUAGAACACUAUCAAGAGGGUAGAAGGGAUGAAUUUAUUCUAACUUCAGAAGCUUACGAUGUCCUCAGUGAACCUUGUAGAAGAGCUCUGUAUGAUCAGUAUGGAGAAGAAGGUCUGAAAAAGGGGGUACCCACAAAUGAUGGUUUUAUCCUGCCUUAUGUUUAUCAUGGAGAUCCGGAGAAAACUUUAAAAGACUUCUUCGGUACAUCAAACCCUUAUGCUGACUUAGUUGAAAAAAGGUACAGUCCCGAGGAGCUAUUUACAUUUCCUCUAGGUCAAGGAAUUAGAGAGAAAGAACCACCUUUAGAGAGAACAUUAGCUCUUUCAUUAGAAGAGAUUUUUCAUGGUGCUACCAAAAAGAUGAAAAUAAUAAGAAAUGUAUUUGAAGAUGAUACAGAAGAAACAACCAAGCCUGAAGAGAAAAUUUUGACAAUUACUAUAAAACGAGGUCUUCCAGCAGGAACAAGAUUUGAGUUUCCAGAAGUUGGGGAUCAAGGACACACUAUUAUUCCGGCUGAUGUAAUCUUUGUGACGGAGGACAAGCCACAUCCAAUAUAUCACAGAGAGAACUUGGACUUAAUGACAGAACGCAACAUUAGUCUUGAACAGGCAUUGGUUGGCUUCACCCUGCCCAUCAUCACAUUGGACCAACGCUUGCUGCAAAUUCCCAUAACGCAGGUUGUCAGCCCAGAUUACAAAAAACUAGUGGAAGGAGAAGGAAUGCCUGACUGGAAUGAACCUUCAAGAAGAGGAAACAUGAUUAUUUCUUUCAAAAUAGAAUUUCCUAAAUAUAUACCAAAAAGUAGUAAAGCACUUAUAAUCAAAGCUCUUAAAAAGCCAUUGAUUGAAAAAGAUAAAAAAACUCAAUUUCAACAGCCAGUGUUUCAUAAAAGAACAAAAGCAGAUCGUUGAAUGGUAAAUUGGUAGUGCCACUAAAUAAAUUUGUUAACUCAGAAAA
Molecule: messenger RNA, 1356 nt
Organism: Homalodisca vitripennis (glassy-winged sharpshooter)
Lineage: Eukaryota; Metazoa; Arthropoda; Insecta; Hemiptera; Cicadellidae
Product: dnaJ homolog subfamily B member 13-like
Exons: 7
Coding region: 315-1310 (331 amino acids)
Cellular component (GO): cytosol
Molecular function (GO): protein-folding chaperone binding
Source: RefSeq, a predicted model, not a curated record